AGGUUCACCCUUUUAUAAGAUCCUUUCCCAGCAUGCUUGUCUGAUUACUGGUUAUUUAAACCUGGCAGAGACAAACAGCAGUUAAUCUUGAGGUGUAUGUUGUAGUGUUCUAUAGGUGAGUGUAAUAAGUAGCAGUGCUUUUCUUCUAAAGGUCCAACACCCUGGUGGUGCUGAUCCAGCACCAUGAUUUGGAUACUUCAUUUCUUGUUUUCACCACUCCCAACACCAGCAUUGAUUGGCCUUGUUACUCUUGGAGCUACAAUUUUUUUAUGGGUGAUAACCAGACCGAAGACCAUUUCACCUCCUAUUGACUUGAACAACCAGUCAAUAGGAAUUCAGGGAGGUGCCCGAAGAAGUACUUUCUUGCCAGAGAACGAGCUGCUUGCUUAUUACUACGAGGAUGCCAAAACUAUGUACGAGGCCUUCCAAAGAGGACUCCAUGUGUCUGAAAAUGGACCAUGUUUGGGGUACAGGAAACCAAAACAGCCAUAUCAGUGGUUGACGUACAAACAGGUGUCAGAUAGAGCUGAAUACCUGGGAUCAGGGCUUUUGUUCAAAGGAUGUAAACCAUCACAAGACCAAUUUAUUGGCAUCUUUGCUCAGAAUAGACCAGAGUGGAUCAUUUCAGAAUAUGCCUGCUACACUUACUCAAUGGUUGCUGUUCCACUCUAUGACACUCUGGGGCCAGACGCCAUUGUAUUUAUUAUUAACAAAGCUGACAUCUCCAUGGUGAUCUGUGACAAACCUGAAAAGGCACUAAUCCUGCUUGAAAACUGUGAGCAAGGGAAGAUUCCAGGUCUGAAGACCAUCAUUCUGAUGGAUCUCUUUGAUGAUGAGCUCAAGGAUAAAGGUGCCAAAGAAGGAGUUGAGAUCCUGUCUUUUCAGGAAGCUGAGGAGCUGGGCAGGAACAAUUUAAGAGAACCUGUUCCUCCUAAACCUGAGGAUCUUAGCGUUGUCUGUUUCACCAGUGGAACAACGGGUGACCCAAAAGGAGCCAUGCUCACACACCAAAAUGUUGUUGCAAAUGCUGCUGCUUUCCUUAAAAGUACUGAGACUACAUUUGACUGCAAGACUUCAGACAUCUCCAUGUCCUAUCUUCCUCUGGCUCACAUGUUUGAGAGAGUAGUACAGACUAUAAUGUACUCCAGUGGCGCAAGAGUUGGUUUCUUCCAAGGAGACAUAAGACUACUAACAGAUGACAUGAAAACCUUGAAGCCAACUAUGUUUCCAACAGUACCAAGAUUGCUCAACAGGAUCUAUGACAAGAUACAAAGUGGUGCACAGAAUCCAUUGAAACGGGUUCUGUUAAACUUUGCAUUAGCCAGAAAACUGGACGAAGUGAAGAAGGGCAUUCUCCGAAAUGACAGCAUCUGGGACAAAAUGAUCUUUAAGAAAGUCCAGGAGACCAUGGGUGGGCAAGUGCGUAUAAUGGUAACAGCAGCUGCCCCCAUAUCUCCCUCUGUCCUGACACUUCUCAGAGGAGCAUUGGGAUGUCAGAUUUUUGAAGCUUAUGGUCAGACAGAAUGCGCAGCUGGCUGCACCUUCACAGUGCCUGGAGAUUGUACAACAGGCCAUGUUGGAUCCCCUCUACCCUGCAAUAUCAUAAAACUAGAAGAUGUGGCUGACAUGAACUACUUCUCUUCCAAUAAUGAAGGAGAGGUCUGCAUUAAAGGAUCAAAUGUCUUCAAAGGUUACUUAAAGGAUCCUGAGAGAACAGCUGAAGCUAUUGACAAGGAUGGCUGGCUUCACACUGGAGACAUUGGGAAAUGGAUGCCAAAUGGAACUCUGAAGAUCAUUGACAGAAAGAAGAACAUCUUUAAGCUAGCACAAGGAGAGUACAUUGCACCAGAGAAGAUCGAAAAUGUCUACAUCAGAAGUGCUCCUGUUGCCCAAGUUUUUGUACAUGGGGAGAGUUUAAAGUCCUCUCUAGUGGGUGUAGUGGUUCCUGACCCUGAGGUACUGCCAAAAUUUGCAGCAAAACUUGGAAUAAAAGAUUCAUCUGAAGAAAUUUACAAAAAUUCAGUAUUGAAAAAAGCUAUUUUAGAAGACAUGGUCAAAGUAGGAAGAGAAGCUGGCCUUAAGUCCUUUGAACAAGUUAAAGACAUCUACAUUCAUCCAGAGAUGUUCACUAUUGAACAGGGACUCCUGACUCCAACCCUGAAGGCAAAGAGAGCAGAACUCUCUAAAUACUUUCAGACCCAACUUGAAGCCCUCUAUGCAAAUAUGCAGGAAUAAUAGGGUGGCGCAUCUAAACACACAUUGAGAUUUCUGUGGAACACCAAAGCACUCCUCAGGACAGUAAGUCACCUACUGAGAACAAGAUUGAAUAGAGGAGCAAGAGGAAUCUUAACAGGAAGAUGAUAAACUUGCCAACUUUAUGCCAUGGCUUGGACUUCAUCACAAUGAUGACAGUAAGCUAUUGCGUUCCAGUUUCCUCAUAUCUGGAAUAGGCACAAGAUUCCAAGUAACAUGGAAGCACUUGCUUUCAGACUGAAGCAUACUGUCUAAAAUAAGUGCUUAGGAAGCAAAUGGGCAGGUUCUACUAACUUUCAUCCUUUGUCAAAAAGUGGUUGUCCCUCCUCCAUGCCCUCCACUUAAACUGUGAAAUUGCCAGUGGCUGCAAGACUGACCUUUCUUAAGCCUGAAAUUUGUGUAUUGUGCUUGAGCUGCCUUCUGGUAACCACUAUGUGAAGCAAUAAAUUUUAAUUGCACAUUCAAAAAA
Mauremys mutica (yellowpond turtle) is the source of this 2722-nucleotide messenger RNA. RefSeq names its product acyl-CoA synthetase long chain family member 5 (gene ACSL5). Lineage: Eukaryota; Metazoa; Chordata; Testudines; Geoemydidae. The record is from RefSeq and is a predicted model, not a curated record. The transcript is spliced from 21 exons. Gene Ontology annotation, cellular component: endoplasmic reticulum; membrane; mitochondrion. Bases 184 to 2235 code for a protein of 683 amino acids. Gene Ontology annotation, biological process: long-chain fatty acid metabolic process. Gene Ontology annotation, molecular function: arachidonate-CoA ligase activity.